ACAGGUGAUGCGGCCUAUAUCGCCCGGCGAUGAACUGUUGAUCUUUUAUGGGUCGCAUUUCUUCGGUUUGAAGAAUGAGUUCUGCCAAUGUGCCACGUGCGAGAUCAAUACAGCCAAUGCCUUUGACCAACCUAAGCAGGACCGAGUACAGCUGCCCGACCACAGCCAAGAAAAUACACAAUCACAGCCCAGUGCCACACUGCAUAAUAUAAGUGUAAAUCCACCCACGAACACACACGCGCAGAUACAAACACAGACAGUGAUAGAUCCACAGACACGUAAACAGCCGUCCUCACAAUCGAGCACACCUUAUGACCGAAGUGCGCGCGAGAGCACCGCCAGCAGCACCGGUGGCAGCGUCUGCAGCUCUGAGAGCCACAUAAGGCACGUGGAGCUUCAAGCGCGCACAAGUUCAAACGGCAAAUUAGCUCGAGAGGAUCAAUGCCGGGAAGAAGGCUUUGACGAGAGUGGCGUGCAAGUACAUAUUACAGGUAGGCCAGAGAUUCAGAAACCAACACAGCAAUCGCUUAGACCGAGACGGUCUAUUCGCAUCGACUACCGCGAAAGCUCGUCGACGAUGACGCUCAGCCGGUCGAAUUCUAGCAACGGCAGUGAUACAUGUGUGUAUGAUGGCGUGUCUGUGGCUUCACACAAACGCACGGACACACUCGCAACGUCGAAGUCUUGUCGACAGCCAGCACUGGCACGAACGAGAAGUAUGAAGGGCCGGGCGAGUGCGGACAAUAGCGAUGGCGGUGCGGAAGGGGAGUCUGACGCAUCUCAUGCAAGUUGGAUUGAAAGUGAUCCAGACAAUAUCGGUACAAGAAGUGCGAACACGGCUACAGGGUACGCCCCAACAGCCAAAAACCCAGAUGACCAAAGACAUAAUAGUAGACAUGGCCUGCGGGCGAGUGCCAACAGAAGCAAUAGUGUAGGCGCUAGCUCACGAAUUGAGCGGUUAAGUGCAAGCGAUCGAUCCAGCUCAGCAGACAACAGAACGGAUAGCAACACAAACUUAUCGGAUGAGCAGAGGUCCAGUGCGCAUUCUAAGUCUCGAGCUGCAGGGAGGGUGCAACGCAGCCAGGUCAAGGCAACCGAUCAGUACGAAAGGAUAGUGCAGCAGCUAAUGGACGCAAACAGCCUCAUAUACCAACCCGAGAGGCCUGAUUCGGAAAUCGACACCAGCACUGUGCCAGGCGCGAUCAAACGGGUCCUCAGCACUCAAAGGAAACUAGCUACACCGCCCUUGCCCUUGCAGCGCAUCCAUUGGGUCAAUAAAUGGAUGAAGGCACAGCCUACCAAACACGUGGCUGUCUAUGUGCAACCAAAGUGUCGGUGCCGUUCUCGCCGACCCAAACGAUCGCCAGAGUAUGUAGACGAGGCCACUACGAAUUUCUCUUCAGAGAACAACAGUUCACACGCAGCACCGUCCAAUACUCACCCAGCGCGCUCAAAAAGUAUCAUUUCAUUAAAGGGUGCACGAACGCGAUACAACUCUCCAUCGGCAUCUACCUCUGCUGAAAGUAGUAGGACGGUGUUGGGUAGUUCCCCAGCCGGCCCUUCGAGUGGCGGGUGCCACUGUGUGGCUAGUCCCGAGCGGUUGCGCAAGUCGAUUAUGCUGAAGCAUCACAGCAACCUGUCCGCGUCACACACCCCUCAACAACACGGCGGAAACGCGGAAGGUGGUACGCCAUUAAUGAUAACCUGUCACGCGACUGAUACGCACCAGAGCGUCCAUAAGAGACGCCAGCUGUCGUCGACUUGGCGCUUUGCGCUGUUGUGCCCGCCACCCGCCACCACCGAACAGGAUGCACGCACUUACACAGCCACACGGUACCGAAAUAGGACACUGAGCGAACUGGAAUUCACAGCCUUCGAUGUCACGGCCCAGGCACUCCUGCCACAACCCAAGUUGGUGAAGGUCAUGUAUGUGGAUGACGAUGGCUUAGCUGCGGAGAUUCGGGCAGCCGACAGCGGUGAGUAUGAUAUAUCUCUGGCGACUAGUAGGUAUCGGCUGGAAACCGACCAUGUGGAGAUAGACCGCAUAGUACGGUUUGAGUUGGAUGCCUGGCCGCACGUGGAGUAUGUCAAGGAGAAGCCCGUGCAGCUGGGAUCGCGCACAAGUUCGCGCACGCGUAAGAUGACGAUCGCUCGAGACAUGUCUAUCGAUGUGGGUCGUGCUAGUAGAACAGAUAGGAAUGACAGAGGCAGGACUGAAAGUAGUCACGUCACGGAUAUGACGACGACUGAAGGCACGAGUGACAAUGUGUUUCGUCACAAUGUGACACAGCAAACACCUGGCACACACUCACAACAGCCCACACACGACGUGCGACAAAAGGCCUCGAACGACACGAUCAACACGAAUGAGGAGACUGGGAUGGACAUGGACGCUGUUGUAACUCAGGGCCGUAAACGAAAGCACACAGAAACCAAUGCGGUGCGAGCUGGGGCAGAAGGUCAAUUCACGAGCGGUCGAGGUGCACUCCAAGGCAAAUCAAAGGGUAAAAAAGGAUAUAGCCAGGCUCAAGUGGUGGUGUCUUGCAGUGAAAGCGCAUCCGAGUCAGAUGGCGAACCCACACUGCCACCGGCAGCGCUGUCCUUGGAUGACAGCCGGUGGACACGGAUUCAGAAUCGAGGACAAACUCAGGCCCCACAACAUACAGGAUAUGGUGCAAAACCACGUACUCGCGAGCAAACACGAACGCACGGCGAAAGGCAAGGGGUCACUUACACGGAACAGCAAUCACACACACAACUACAACUUGCACCACACACACACGCACAACUGUUCAGCUACAAAAAGCCUUCAGACUAUCACAGUGCGCAUGGGGGAGAGGGCGGGCGGUACAUCGCUAGUGUGGUCAUAUCAUCCUCGUCAGAGGGGAGCGAGUGCGAUGAAGGUAACCCAUCGUCCAUCGCGGUGAACGCGAACAAUUCUCCGGGAAAAUCGAGAAACGCUCAUGAUAAAAAUAUAGACUUGAAACAUAUGAAGAAUAGGCUUGAAACAUAUAUAGAUACUGAUGACAAGGUAUCUGAGGCAAAGGAUUGCUCUGCUACAGAAUCAUUGUUCGAGAGAUGUCAAGCUGGAAACGAGAGUGUACAAUGCAUGCAUGUGAUCGACCUUACAACAUCGUCGCCGUCUUCCAGUCCACCUCCAGCCAUACAACUGACGGAUGCGAGGAGAAAGUCGGGCAAAGGUUUCUAUGCUGCUUGCAAAAUACGCCAAGCCGCAGAAACCUUGUCGGAACCACAUGCUUGCGACUCGGAUACUACUCCACCUAUAGGGGAGGCGGGAAAGAAUGCUGCCGCAAGCGCUACUGGGCGUGCCAAUGUCUUGGCAGAGGUGAGAAUACAGGACGUACAUGGCGGUGUAGUUGAUUUUAACGCAAUCACAAGGACAACCAAGAUCGAAGCUGAUACCGAGACCGAAACAGCAACAGCUACCGAGACCGAAACAGAAGACAACAAGGUACCCCACAUAUCUACGAAGGAUGGCGAGUAUUUCGUCGAUGUCGACGCAAGAGUCAUCCAGUCAGUCAUGGAUGGAGCAAAAACCGGAGAUGCAAGGGUGCCUACGAUUAUAGGUAAGGGAUAUCCUGAAGGUGUGUCUGUCCGGGCGAGCAUGGGUACGCAUGACUCUCAGCCGUGUGUAUCGGCCCCGACAAGCAAAAUGAAAGGAACAUGCAUACCGACCUCAACACAGGAUUCUCUGAUAUUGCCUAAGGGGAUAGCGACGAAAGGUACAGAAAUUCACAAUCGUGAUAAAACCAUGGAAUUGUGUACUGCUCUCAGUGGGCUGACGCCAAGUAGUGAAACGUUUGCAAGCGACGAGGAUUUGUCAAUUAAGCAAAUUAACUGUAUGCACUACCCGGGAAAGAGGAUGGAAGAGGUACAAUCCGAGCAGAUGGAGAAAGAGGACUCCAAAGGGUCUGAGAAUCGCUUGAGCUUCACACUUAUGCGAGGUGCGAGAGCGUGCUAGCUGUCUGACAACAUAUUAAAUUACGGACCAACAAUAUCUAUAGCCAACACAGGCCAGCUAUCGCUGUCGUUCGAUAAAUACAGUAACGUAAUACAAAUGAACCAUUCGGAUUUAGUAUUGCUUAGCUGACAAGAGCGUUUUUUUUUGCUUGUAAAGUAACAACCAUAUUUAUUUUGGAAGAUUCCUUAAAUACAAGGAGAAGAUUUGAUCUAUGAGGCGCUUCUCGAUGCUUAAAUCGGUGGCAAUAAUCUUCGGGCCUCCAUAGUUUUUGCACUUCUGCGGCAUAAAUCAACAUGUUCGCAUAUUGACGGAAUUGCAGGUUGGGUAUUCUCUUCAGUCUUGCACAGCAACUGACCGGUACACACCCUUCGAUCCCAAACGAAAGCAAUCGGGGCAGACUGCAACCUCUUUAAGUCCUUGUGCUAUUUGCAAAGCAUCUAGAAUCAUGUCCCGAUUCAUAGGUCAGCUCCAACUGGCUGAUAUGAUGGCACCUCAACGGCCUCAUGCGAAUCAAAUCGUGGUAUAAUUUCUUUGUGAUAUCUUCCACGGAACCUUUGCAGGGCAAAAUUUCGAUGCCUGACUGGGUACUCUUGUAGGCCUCUACAGAGUGUCCGAAAAGCAUCUUGCCAUCGACACUGCACCACCGCUGCGCCGCUCACCGACAACGUGUUGAGUUCAGCAGCGUUUCAUCAUUUGUGCAAUUUAUAACAGGCACAGAUAAUGUUGUUCGUCCAUGAUCAUGGUCCCAUUCCCAUUGAUAGAAUUAGCGAGCAUUAGCUGGUGAACGUUUGCUGAACAGCGAGUUCCAGGUGGAUUGUGGGGUUUAAGUAGUGGUGCAACUGCGCGUCUGGCGACAGAUGGUGUGGUGAGCGAGACGCAAUAGGCGGUACAGAGAGCCUGCUCUCGCCGCCACCACACUGCGUUUAUAAGCGCACUCGCACAAGGACACUCUUAGAUUGAAAUCCCAUGAUCUACGACGACUACGCCGGUCAUGCGCAAAUCUAUGAAGUGCCAGUCAGGUCCGAACAGACCGCACACAAGUCAAGGGAGAAUAUCCCAAGGGGCUUGCGACGUUAGUUCAACGGUGGUCGGCAGCGUCCACGAGCGUCUACCUAAACCACUGAGUGUCACCGAGUUUGAAGCAUGGCAACUGCAACCGGAAAGCGCAAUCUGAGCUCGGGUGAUAGCCAGACACCUCCCCGCGGAUCAUUGCUUUGCUCUGUUUCGGUUUAUCGAUGGCACCACAAUACAAUACUGGAAAGAAUAGGUAUCGGGAUAUGCAUCGAUCCCUCCACAGCAUAAUUGUAAUUACAACCCAGAGGGUGCGGCCGUUGUGAGAGAUACGUUUUACCAACUGUUCAUAGUUCAGCAUUUUGUGUAUGGCACAAAUAUUAGGCAACUAUAUAUUCGUAGCGGCUUUACUAGAUGUGCAUCUAUACCACGGUAAUGCCGCACUCAUACGGAUGGGGCACAUUUGCAUCGUGCUCAACCUGGAAUAUGUCUCCACUUAUCGUCAUCAGCACGUAUCCUUUAUCCUGUGUAUAAUCAGUAUCAGCACAGAUUAAAGUAAUAAAAAAAAGGAAAGU
Molecule: messenger RNA, 5568 nt
Organism: Sphaeroforma arctica JP610
Lineage: Eukaryota; Ichthyosporea; Ichthyophonida
Exons: 3
Coding region: 8-3982 (1324 amino acids)
Source: RefSeq, a predicted model, not a curated record